GUUUGGACCUCCCCGCCCCCCUUUUUGCUGGACUAGGAUGCGAUAUUGAUUGUGUUCGGGUAUACAGCGUGUGAAGUAACUGUCGUAAACAUUAGAAGGUGUACCGACAGUGUUGGGUUGCUUUUUAGACCUACGGUAUGAAAGGGAAAACGUGUGGAAGUAAUUUCCUCGUACAUCUGCUUUUAAAGUCUAGAUACCCAUGGAUAUCGGCGACAACAGACUUAGACGGACCAGAAGUCUGAGAUCUUGGAAGAGAACUGGGACGCAAAAUGCGCACGUGAAAAGGGAAAAUGCUAACGUCCUAAGGUCAUUGACUGUGGGGAAUACAGACGACAAUGAGGCCAUGGAAGAAGACAGUGACUUUCUCAAAAAUGGGAGUUUGGAGCGAAAGGUCAUGGCUCCCCGGUACAGUUUACUUCGUGAGGUCGGAAGGGGCAGCUAUGGCGUGGUCUACGAGGCAAUUGCACGGAGGUCCGGUGCCAGAGUUGCGGUGAAGAAACUUAGAUGCGAUGCACCAGAAAAUGUCGAGCUUGCUUUGGCUGAAUUCUGGGCCCUGGCUAGCCUGGAGAAACGACACGAAAACGUAGUGCAACUGGAAGAAUGUGUGUUACAAAGAAACGGCAUGGCUCAAAAAAUGAGUCAUGGGAACAAGCGAUCCAAGCAGUACUUGAGAUUGGUGGAGACCUCCAUAAAAGGUGAGAGAGUGCUGAGCCAACCCGAGGAGCCCUGCUACCUGUGGUUCGUCAUGGAGUUCUGUGAAGGCGGGGACCUGAACCAGUUCAUUCUGUCCCGACGACCUGACCCGCGGACCAACAACAGCUUCAUGCUCCAGCUCACCAGUGCCGUGGCGUUCCUUCACGAAAACAACAUCGUCCACCGCGACCUCAAGCCCGACAACAUCCUCAUCUCAGAGAGAUCGGGGGCGCCGGUUCUCAAAGUGGCAGACUUCGGACUCAGCAAGGUGUGCGCCGGACUUGGCGGCGCCGGGAAGGACAGAGAGGGCGAGAACAGGAAUGUCGUCAACGUCAACAAGUUCUGGCUGUCGUCGGCGUGCGGCUCAGACUUCUACAUGGCGCCCGAGGUGUGGGAAGGCCACUACACGGCCAAGGCGGACAUCUUCGCCCUGGGCAUCAUCAUCUGGGCCAUGCUGGAGCGGAUCACGUUCAUCGACGCGGAGUCCAAGCGCGAGCUGCUCGGAACAUACGUGAGGCAGGGCGCCGACAUUGUGCCGGUCGGCGAGGCGCUGCUGGAGAAUCCAAAGAUGGUGCUGAACAUCCCGCAGAGGCGCAAAUCCUCCAUGUCGGACGGGGUUAAGAAGCUUCUGCAGGACAUGCUUGCGGUCAACCCUCAGGACCGUCCAAAUGCACUUGAGCUCCAGAACAGGGUGGACCAGGUCACUUGUGCCGCGUGACCCAACCCGCUACAGGAACCGGUACAAGACCUCCCCAGAUACUUCUGGCAAACUUCCUGGGUCCAAGGAAUCAGUGUAAGGGGAGAUUGUGAAACAUCUAUCGUAUCAAAUGUGAAGAAAAAGGACACAUUCUACCGAACUUCAAUUGAAAUUAAAAUGAAAUAAUUGUGGUUUGAACUUCUAUUGUUACAGGAAGGGUUUUACUUUGAGAAUAAUGAUGGCAACUCUACUCUUUGUAUUGAUCUACCGUCUUUUUUUAAUUCUUUUUUUAUAGCUGCUACUUCCUUGUCGGCUGGCCAGGUUUUAUUUUGUAACUGAAUGUGUCUUAGUUUUGGUUUCACACCAGUUUGCCAGAAGUCAACUGUCAACCGGUGGCACUGUGUUUCAAGAUAGGUUAGGGAUAUUUUCACCCCCUCCAGCUCUCCGUGGCCCAUUAAGUCUGCAUUCUUCACUGAAACCUAACAGUUUUUCCCCUUUAAACUGACAGUGUAUUAUCCAGUACAAGUACAAGCCCAUGUACACAUUUUCAUCUGGUUUCACUUUAACCGGUAUAGAUUCUCACUUGAAGGCAAAUGGUGAGCAAGUUGUUGAUUUCAAACCCUGUGGACUGAAUUACGAAAUGUAUUGACCCCCCCCCCCCAUUCCAAAAAAAAACACACUAGAACCCCCCCAUUCCAAAAAUUAUAAUGUAGAUCAAGUAGCCUAAAAUAUUAGAAAUGAAACACUUAUUUUUUUAUCCGCACCGUGCCUUGAUAAUCAUCUGAAAGUGGGAUUGAAAUUUAUUAGAAUUAUUUUCUCAAUAAUUUGACACUUUAAUUUCUGAGUGCAGUGUAACAUUGUUUGGGACGUCUGUUCUUAACGCCAACCCCGGAGCCCUUUGAGAUGCUGAGGAGUCGACAUGAUUAUGUCACCCCUAAGGGAGGGUCUUUUGAUGUAGAAUGUAAAAAUAAAAACAUGUUUACGGUGUUUUUAAACUCUUGAAUUGAUCCUGAGAGACAGGCUGCUAAUCUGCUCAAUUUUGUCAUCUCAUACUUUGCAUUGUAGCAGCGUAAUGAGCGUUUAUAUUCCUUUAUCAAGGUUUGACUUCAAUUUCUUACUAAUUUUAAAAUAAGUGCCCCUUUGCUUUUCAAGCCAUGUUGUUCAAUGGUGUUAUCUUGAUAAGCUUCCCAACUCCUGGUAGGAUCUUGCACAAUGUAAGUCUUGCAAAGUCUGAAAUGUUUUUGGACCGGUAUAAAUUGUUCUAGUGUUAUAUUGGAUUUUCAUUGUAAACUGUUACAGAGUCUUCACGUUUAGACAAAUGUAAACUGUUGAUCUGAGGAUAUAUAAAAAAGCAUUCUCAAUUUCAACACAAAGUUCAAAUUCAACAACCUAAAUUUUAACAAAACAACAAUUGCAGAUUUUUGCCAUUUCUUUGCAAAACAUUGCCCCUUAAUGGUGAUCACUUAAUUAUGCAUAUGUACUUUUCAUCUUUUGGUUUACAGUAACUAAGCAGCCACUAGAAUGUGGACUUGUUUCAGAUUAUCCAUUGUGUAUUAUGCUACCUCAUUUUCCUGCACAUUUCCAGAGACUUUCCUCAGUCGAGCCAUUGUGUGUGUGCGUGUAUAUAUUUUGUCAGAUUUUUCGGGAAGGUUGUGGAGGUCAUUGCUAUCAAAUGUUUGUUAGUUACGUUCAGCAGUAUUUAGUUGUUUUUUUGCUUUGUUUUCAUUUUAGCAAAGCUGGUUUUUAUUUGCGCCUAAACAAUUAAAUGGGUAUUUGAUUAACACAGAUUUCUUGUAACUUUACCUAAGAUAAACUGGAGAAUUUGGUGUGUGCGCUUUUGGCUGUUUUGAUCCUACAUCGGUUUAGUUGUUUACAUGUAACUAAAGCUGACUUAUCAAGUAGAGAAUUAUUUUGUUCUGACACAAUAGUUGUUCUCUUAUGGUUUAUUUGUUGUGCUUUGGUCACCCUUCACUUGACCAAUAUACCUCAUGUUCCACUGUUUGUAUUAUCGUGGGGUUGGUCGUUUGUAGGACUGCGAAUGAAACUUGAUCAGAUUACUAUUGUUUGUUCUACCUAGUGAAUGAAAGGGACCAUGGAGCCAUAAUAAGAGAACGGAUGCAUUGCUCUACUUUUUCAGGCGUCUAUUUAUUUUUAUGAUUUUGUUUUAUAAAAUUUGGCAUUCAAACACUGAAUGCAAUCUUUCAAAUCAUUUGAAAAUCUUCCUGUUGGAAAAGUCAGGGUCUGAUUUGCAGUAUAGAAGUAACCCAGAGAUCAUAGGACUCAGGUAUUUAGUACACUAAAGCGGACGGAAAAUGACAGAUAUCUGUCGAUGUUCAGCAAAGCAAGGUUUGUUUUCUUUUUGUUCUCAUGCUAUUUGCUGUCAAAAUCAUGCAGAGCUAACGUGAGUAUUUUGUAGUUGUAUUUGGUGAUUUACCUAACGCUCCUCUAUGCAACAGUUGCUCACUCAAACACUGUCUAAGCUGGUUUUGUUUUAAUUUGAACUCGGUAACUGCUUGUCAUCAUUCUCUGAGGGUUUAGAGGAGGAUUCUCAAUUUUCUUGUCCUGUGCGUCUUGUUACCGGUUUGAAUGGUAAUCACAGUCGCGUUUUAGAGCUUACUAGAGAUGUUAGCUUCAGUUAAGACUUCUUUGGUAUUAUUGUACAUCUUUGGUUUCUCUCUUCAAUAAAGUCUGGUUCCUUUCACCAA
Molecule: messenger RNA, 4095 nt
Organism: Esox lucius (northern pike)
Lineage: Eukaryota; Metazoa; Chordata; Actinopteri; Esociformes; Esocidae
Product: serine/threonine-protein kinase 35-like
Exons: 3
Coding region: 200-1411 (403 amino acids)
Biological process (GO): autophagosome organization; axon extension; protein autophosphorylation
Cellular component (GO): cytoplasm; autophagosome
Molecular function (GO): protein serine/threonine kinase activity; ATP binding
Source: RefSeq, a predicted model, not a curated record